Molecule: messenger RNA, 1138 nt
Organism: Symphalangus syndactylus (siamang)
Lineage: Eukaryota; Metazoa; Chordata; Mammalia; Primates; Hylobatidae
Gene: TCEAL7
Product: transcription elongation factor A like 7
Source: RefSeq, a predicted model, not a curated record
CCGGGCUUCUUUCUCCUCUGGGUACCAGCUCCUUACUGCCCUGCAGACAAGCGUGCCGUGCGUGCUUGUGGCCAAGGGAAGGAAGAGAUCCCAGGGUCUGUGUUCAGAGACAUCUGGGGGAAAGAGAAAGAGCAGGAAAAAAAAAAGGAAAAAAAAAAAAAAGAAAAAGAGCAGGAAACUACCCCGCACAGAGUUAAGCAGGAAACAACAACAUCAUGCAAAAACCCUGCAAAGAAAACGAAGGAAAGCCAAAGUGCAGCGUGCCAAAGAGGGAGGAAGAACGCCCCUAUGGAGAAUUUGAACGCCAGCAAACAGAAGGGAAUUUUAGACAGAGGCUGCUUCAGUCUCUCGAAGAAUUUAAAGAGGACAUAGACUAUAGGCAUUUUAAAGAUGAAGAAAUGACAAGGGAGGGAGAUGAGAUGGAAAGGUGUUUGGAAGAGAUAAAGGGUCUGAGAAAGAAAUUUAGGGCUCUGCAUUCUAACCAUAGGCAUUCUCGGGACCGUCCUUAUCCCAUUUAAUUAAUUUCUCUGACAAUUCAAUUAUUUUCUGUUAUUAAUGUUGCCACUGCUUUCUGUUUGUCUGCAUUUUCUUGAUAAAUAUUUACUAUCGUUUUACUCCAGUCAUUCGAUGUUGCUGAGAUUUACAUAUGACUCUUGUCAACAUCUCAUCUUUUGACCCAAUCUUAUUCAUUUAAUAAGAGGUCUCAUUCAUUUGCAUGGAAAAAUGCUCAUUGUAUAUUGCAAAGUGAAAAUAACGAGUUGCAAAACAGUGUGUACAUAUAUGUGUGUAUAUAUGUACACUUUAUUUGUGCAUUUCUAUGUGACAUAAUGCAAAGGAAAAUGUCUGAUUUUAUUAUACACCAAAGGUUAACAGUGAAUCUCUGUGUGAUCUGUUUUUUUCUUUUUGCCUAUCUGCAUCUUCUUACUUGCCAAAAAAAUGAAUACAUGCUUAUGUGUGUAUAUUACUUGUGUCACAAAAAACCCUAAAGUAGACACAGUAAAAGAACUUGUCAAUCGCCUUUGAAGGCAAUGAAACACUUAAUAAACUCUCAAUAACAGAAGCGUAAAAAUGAAAUGUAAACCUCCAAUUACCUCUGGAUCUCUUAGCCAGAGGAAUAAACUGGUAAUUAUUACAGAUA